Neohortaea acidophila is the source of this 1764-nucleotide messenger RNA. Its product is annotated as acetylcholinesterase. The record is from RefSeq and is a predicted model, not a curated record. NCBI's taxonomy places the organism in Eukaryota, Fungi, Ascomycota, Dothideomycetes, Mycosphaerellales, Teratosphaeriaceae. The transcript has 4 exons. Bases 1 to 1764 code for a protein of 587 amino acids.
AUGAGAAGCCUGGUGCUUGCCCUGUUGGGGGCUGCCAGUGCGGUGGCGACACCUAUCGCCACGAAUGUUCAAGCGCCUGUCGCCACGAACGUCUUUGACCAAGGCGUGACCUAUCAGGGCAUUCACGCCAACGAGAUCGAAGGCUUCCUCACAAUUUAUUACGCAGAGUCGACCGCUGGCAAUAAUCGGUUCAGACCACCCGUCCCCUACACUCCUCCGGCGAACAGCACGCUCUACGCAACUCAAGCGGGACCAGCAUGUCCGCAGCGAACCGUCCACGGAACGCCGAACCCGUUCAACGCUUAUACCUAUGUUACAGAAAUCUCCGAAGAUUGUUUGAGUCUCAAUAUUUGGCGACCGAAUGGAACACAGGCUGGAGACAAUCUGCCCGUCUUGCUCUGGAUUUAUGGAGGAGGCUUCAUCACUGGCAGCAAAGACGGCAUUCUGUCACAACCGGGAGGCCUGAUUCUGCAGUCGGUGGAUGACGGGCAUCCCAUCAUCCACGUUGAGAUCAACUACCGACUCAACGUCUUCGGCUUUGCGCAGACCGAAGCAUUGAUCAACGAGAAAUCGGCCAAUGCUGGAAUUCGCGACCAGCGAUUGGCGAUAGAAUGGGUGAAGCAAAACAUUGGCGCUUUCGGUGGCGAUGGAAACAAAAUCACGCUGCAUGGCCAGUCUUCCGGCGGCUUGUCGAUGGGCAUGCAAACCAUCGCAUACGGCGGGAGUCAAGGAGCGCCAUUUCAACAAGUCAUGUGCGAAAGCCAAUGUCUCGAAAACGACAUCACCGGAAACGUUACUCGACACAAUAUGCACCGCGUCUGGCUGAACACCAACUGCACCCAUCUCGACUUCGACUCCGCCGAGAGCGCGCAAUGCCUUCGCGAGCAGCCGAUGGAGACGCUGGUGCAUGCGCAGAUCAAGACGCACGUUCCGGGUCCGAAAGACAACGACGGCGACGCCUGGCUGCCCGUCGUCGACGGCGAUUUCAUUCCCGAGGCUCCCUCCGUCCUCCUGGACACCGGCAGAUUCGCCAAUGUCUCGGCGGUGAUUGGCUGGUGCGACAAUGACUACAUGCUGUUCAUGCCGCCUGACAUCAAAACAGCGCGUGGAUCGCACCAAUGGCUCCGCGACUACCUCCCGGGCUUCACGGAAGCGAAUCUCCAGAAGCUGUUGUCGCUGUACCCCAGCUCGGAGUUCCAGACGAAGCGCGGCCCGGGCGGCGACGUGUGGGUGCAGGGCGAAUCCUACCGCACGGGGCGCAUUGCACGCGACAUUCUAUUCACCUGCAGUGCGAUUUACAUGGGCGACGCGCUGGCCAAAGCGGGGAACAACGUGUGGUUCUACGAUCAGAACAGAACCAUGCUGUCGCCCGCUUUGAAACAGCGCGGCGCACCAGGCCUAGGCGUCGUCCACACCAGCGAACUCAUCUACGUCUUCGGCAACCUCUCCAAAUACGACGACCCCGGCUGGCCCUACCACCCCACCGCCCAGGACUACUACCUCCGCACGCAUCAAAGCCGCUCCUGGUCCGCGUUUGCCGCGCUCGGCGAGCCCGAUGUCCCCGGCCUCAAGACGUUGACGGGCUGGCAGCCAGCCAACUUUACGGACGAGAAUUUCGGCGUGUUUGUUAUUGGCGGCCCGCAUCCCGGUGAUGCUGGGUAUGGGGGCAAGCCGGAGGCGCGGGCGCUCGUUGCGGCGGAGAAGUUGCAGGAGCGGUGUGGGUUUUUGAACUCGCCCGAGAUUAUAAAACAAUUGCUGUAUUAG